Messenger RNA from Chiloscyllium plagiosum (whitespotted bambooshark), 3265 nucleotides. Its product is annotated as nuclear receptor subfamily 5 group A member 2-like. The record is from RefSeq and is a predicted model, not a curated record. Lineage: Eukaryota; Metazoa; Chordata; Chondrichthyes; Orectolobiformes; Hemiscylliidae. Gene Ontology annotation, biological process: hormone-mediated signaling pathway; regulation of transcription by RNA polymerase II; tissue development. Gene Ontology annotation, molecular function: nuclear receptor activity; RNA polymerase II cis-regulatory region sequence-specific DNA binding; zinc ion binding. Gene Ontology annotation, cellular component: RNA polymerase II transcription regulator complex.
AUUGAAUGGCGGAGUGGACUCAAUGGGCUGAAUGGCCUUACUUCCACUCCUAUGUCUUAUGGUCGUAUGGCAUCUCAUUAACUGGAAAUCUAAUAAUCUAACAUUGGCUAAGUCUUUAACUUGGGAUGACCAAAUCCCAAUGAAAAUGAUUAGAACGUUCCAGAGUUCGACGUUUUUUGCAACUCUCCGAGAAAGCCUGCCGAACUGGCUUUCAAGCCUCCUGUACGUUCGAUGAGAUGGGUAUUUGGAAAAGACUUCAGCUCCGGUUUCUUGGAAUCAUCGAGUUAAUCAUUUUUCUUUCUCUUCACAAUCGGUAAACAAAACCCUAUCUCUUAUUUGUCUUUGGUACAAACAGACACACACACACAUUUCAAAUGAAUGCUCGCUUGGCAGGUUUAGUUUUGUAAACUAGGCCUAAUCCCAGGCGGCAGGCCUACGGAUCUCAUCUGAUUAUCCAGCCUAUCUUUAGGUGGAGUUUCAAUUUAUUGUAUCUCAGCAAUCAGGAGGUGGGCAAAGUCCAGUUUGCCCAACGUGUGAUGGACGAGGGAAGCAUUCAUUUACUUUUACUUUGAUCAUCAGUCGAAUUUCUUCUCCCGUGAAGAGCGAGGAUUAAUUGUGAAGACUUUCUCACUGGACUGCUCUGUAUAAUGUGCAGCACAGACUGAUAGACUAUGUCAGUGAGCUGGACCGGAGAUGCACCGCAGGCGUUACCCACACAGGAGUCGUUUGAUUCGAAUCCUAAGAUUAAGAUGGAGUUCCCGUUUGAAACUGCUUAUGAGGAAUUGUGUCCAAUUUGUGGAGACAAGGUAUCGGGAUAUCACUAUGGCCUUCUGACCUGUGAAAGUUGUAAGGGCUUUUUCAAACGCACAGUUCAGAAUAACAAACGCUACACCUGUGUAGAAAACCAAUGCUGUCAAAUCGACAAAACCCAGAGGAAACGGUGCCCUUACUGCCGGUUCCAAAAAUGUUUGACUGUCGGAAUGAAGCUGGAAGCUGUACGAGCAGAUCGCAUGAGAGGAGGUCGGAAUAAGUUUGGGCCCUUGUAUAAGCAAGACAGGGCGCUGAAGCAGCAGAAGAAGGCUCUCGUUCAUGGCAGUGGAAUCAAAUUGGACCCUGCCCCCUACGUAAUGCAAGGCGUACCAAAGGAGCUCAGUGCCCCCGUCCCCAGUGAGAGCCUACACUCUCCGUCCAAAUGCCUUUCCUUCAGCUACCACAGCCUGUCAGCGGGGGAUUGCGAGAGCGGUGUGGCGGGCACUAUGCCAGUCAACAUUCCCCUGGCUGCAAACGGAACCCUGCCGGGUUACCACCUGUGCAACCCCUUCCUGAGCUGCCACGUCAAGUCGGAGCACAUGGACCCCAGAUACCCCGGCUCACCCGAGCCGUUGCUCAGCAGCCCGUACCCAGAGGCCUACAGGCCCAGUCCAUCGGCCGCUGUGCCCCAGCUCAUCCAGGAGCUGGUGAAGUGUGAACCAGAUGAGGCACAGGUCCAGGCAAAGAUCUUAAGCUACCUCCAGCAAGAGCAGACCGCCAGGGGGAAACACGAGAGGCUCAAUACAUUUGGAAUCAUGUGCAAGAUGGCUGACCAAACCUUAUUCUCCUUGGUGGAGUGGGCCAGAAGCAGUAUAUACUUCAAGGAGCUGAAGGUGGAUGACCAGAUGAAACUUCUCCAGAAUUGCUGGAGUGAACUACUAGUCAUGGACCAUAUCUACCGACAAGUGGCCCAUGGGAAGGAAUCGAGUGUCCUCCUGGUAACAGGGCAACAGAUUGAUCUGUCAACCAUCAGUUCGCAAUCAGGAGCCACGCUGAAUAACCUGGUGAGCCGUACGCAGGAGCUGGUCACUAAGCUUCGAGCUCUGCAGACUGACCGGCACGAGUUUGUCUGCCUGAAGUUCUUGGUGCUCUUCAGUCCUGACGUGAAGAAUCUGGAAAACCGACCCUUUGUGGAGAGCAUCCAGGAGAAGGUCAACAGGGCUCUGAUGGACUACACAAUGUGCUUCCCACAGCAGGCUGACCAGUUUGGACAACUACUCCUGAGGCUCCCUGAAAUCCGAGCCAUCAGCAUGCAGGCCGAAGAAUACCUCUACCUCAAGCAUUUAAACGGAGACAUUCCUUGCAAUAAUCUGCUGAUUGAAAUGCUCCAUGCCAAGCACGUCUAAUAUGGAAAAAGACGGAUCUUUCAUAAGACGGAGACACUGCCUGAGGAUUUCUUUUUUGGAUUCAAGAUCCUCUGCUGACCUGGAAGAGAUGGGGAGUACAUCAAGUGAGUUUAGCAUACUUACAACCAGGGAGAAAGCCCUCCAACGUUUUCUUGAAUGGAUUACACUUCCCUCUGGGGCCCUUUUUUUUUGUUUUUACAGACCCAUUCCCAGGAGCGACUGAGAACGGGACACAAUGGAAUGUGUGAUCCACACUUAUUGUACCCUCCCACUUCAGGUUGAUGCCGUUCAAUCGCCUCUCAAAGGACAGCCAAGUCAAAAGCAAGAUCAUUGUAGCCACUUUGGCAAAAUCAUACUGCCUUUGGUGCCCCUGAAGGUGGCAAUUAGCAGAGGUGGAAGACGUGAGGGAUUAUAGCUCCACAUUUCUGAUCAGUUACCAAACCCCUCCCUCCCAUCGCAGCUGGCAAUUUGUGAGGGGAGAACCAAAUGUGGUAUCAAAAUGACGAAAGAUCAGCCCUCCUACAUCAAAAGACAACAGGCUGUACAUUAUCCCCAUUUGAUGAAGGGAGAUAAACUCACGUACUGCUGUGUGCUGCUGCUCAUCAACCCCGGAGAGCAACUCCUAGAUCUCAGACUUCUGACACCCCAACCAAGUCAACACAGCUCCACAUUGAGCAAGUUAGUGAACGAGUCCUGGUCUCAUUCUGAUGGCUACUCUUUGAUUGAGAAGAGUAUUGAGCUGCUCACAUACCUUGUAUUCCUCACAGUCCCAGGAGAGUGCACUGGCAAAGGUGACACUGUGGUACCCCAGCUGUAGAAACUGUAAGAGGUAGCAACUUAAGAGGAGGGAGGAGGAAAUUAUUAGAGUUAUACAGCACAGAAACAGACCCUUCCAUAAGACCAUAAGACAUAGGAGUGGAAGUAAGGCCAUUCGGCCCAGCGAGUCCACUCCUCCAUUCAAUCAUGGCUAAAGAGCAUUUCAACGUCACUUGCCUGCAUUCUCCCCCCAGCCCUUAAUUCCUUGCGAGAUCAAGAAUUUAUCAGUCUCUGCCUUGAAGACAUUUAAUGUCCCUGCCUCCACUGCGCUCCGUGGCAAUAAAUUCCACUUU